Molecule: messenger RNA, 4021 nt
Organism: Labeo rohita (rohu)
Lineage: Eukaryota; Metazoa; Chordata; Actinopteri; Cypriniformes; Cyprinidae
Exons: 7
Coding region: 1-3288 (1095 amino acids)
Molecular function (GO): GTP binding
Source: RefSeq, a predicted model, not a curated record
AUGUCUAUCGCGGCAUCAGAGGAGAGGCUUACGCCAGAUGAGGCGGAGGAUUCCGCAGAGCAGCUCCCCUCCGGGGCGGCUGCUCAGUUGGAGGCAGACGCUGAACUGGCAACCAUGCUCCUCCGGGCGGCCAAGAGCAUUGGAGUGAUUGUGCGCAAGCCACCUUCCCUUGAGCCCUCGCGGCUUGAUGAUUGGUUCUUGGGGUCCCGACGUGACUCGAGUCAGCCGUGUCUGGCCCCAGUUCCUUUCUUCCCGGAGGUACAUGAAGAGCUCACUAAGACGUGGAAAGUGCCUUACAGCACCCGUACACGUUCGGGCUCUUCCCUCCUCACUAGCCUCGACGAUGGGGCGACUUCGCUCUCUGGGCCGGCCACUGUCGAGGACUUUGCCCAGCAGUUCUCAGCAGUACAGAAUCAGACUGAGGCUAUUAAACACAUCCUGCCCCGGUGUGAAUCAUCCGCGGCUUCUACAUCUGCUCCGCCUCCGCCCCCACUGCCUAAGGAGUCUAGGGCUCCUCGGCGAGGGCGUCGAGCUGGCUGUGGGAGAGGAGCACAACCCACUCCAACAAAGACAUCCCGCAAGUUGGCGAAGUCUUUUUCCUUGGGCUCGAGUCUUGAGCGACGCUCUGCUUCCUCAGACUCAGGUAGUACACUUCAAAAAGUCACCUUUGAGGCGGAAGAUACAGAUACCUCUGUCCUGUGUGCGGAGUUUGCAGUUCUUCUGGCGAAGGACGCAAUCGAGCCGGUCCCUCCAGCCGAGAUGAAAUUGGGAUUUUACAGUCCUUAUUUCAUCGUACCGAAGAAGAACGCCAUUGACCUGAAGGACGCGUACUUUCAUGUCUCGAUUUUUCCUCGACACAGACCGUUUCUUCGGUUUGCCUUCGAGGGUCGGGCAUAUCAGUACAAAGUCCUGCCCUUCGGACUAGCCCUGUCUCCCCGCGUAUUUACCAAACUCGCAGAGGGUGCCCUCGCCCCAGUUUGGGAGCGGGGUAUCCGCAUCCUCAACUAUCUCGACGACUGGCUAAUAAUAGCUCACUCGCGAGAUUUGUUGUGUGAGCACAGGGAUCUGGUGCUUCAGCAUCUCAGUCUUUUGGGGCUUCAGGUCAACUGUGAGAAGAGCAAGCUCUCCCCUGUGCAGAGCAUCUCUUUUUUUGGGAUGGAGCUGGAUUCGGUCAACAUGAUGGCACGCCUUACGGAGGAGUGUGUGCAGUCGGUGCUCGAUCUUUCAGAGGCUCCUGGGGCAUAUGGCAGCUGCAGCCGCGGUCAUGCCGCUCGGCUUGCUUCAUAUGAGACCACUUCAGCACUGGCUCCAUGGCCGAGUCCCGAGAUGGGCAUGGCACCACGGCACAUUCCGGGUCGGCGUUAUACCGGAACGUUGCCUCCUUUUCUUGAAUCGCUUGAAUCAGUCAAGCUUAAAUUUCUGUCGCUUAAGACCUCGCUCCUGAUCGUGCUCACUUCCAUCAAGAAGGUGGGGGACCUGCACGCUUUCUCUGUCAGCGAAUCGUGCCUUGAGUUUGGUCUGGCUGAUUCUCACGUUCGCCUGAGACCCCGGCCUGGUUAUGUGCCCAAGGUUCCCACCACUCCUUUUCGAGAUCAGGUGGUGAACCUGCAAGCGCUGCCCUUGGAGGAGGCAGACCCGGCCUUAGGGUUGCUGGAGGAUGAAGAUUCACCAUCAGAUUCAGGAUCUUUGAGAAUCUUGCUGUUUGGGAAGACAGGAAAUGGAAAAUCUGCCACAGGAAACACUAUCCUCGGAAAUAAUGAGUUUUACAGUAAAGCCAGUUCACGUUUGGUGACCACUGUUUGUCAGAAGGGAGUUGGUGAAGUUGUUGGUCGAUCGGUAACUGUUAUUGAUACUCCAGCACUCUUUGACAUGACACUGACAAAACAACAUGUGCAGAAAGAAAUAAUGAAAUGUGUUUCACUGUCAGCACCUGGACCACAUGUGAUCAUCAUUGUGCUGAGUGUGGGAAGAUUCACACAAGAGGAUGAAUACACUUUAGACAUAAUCAAGAUGAUCUUUGGCCCAAAAACAGCAGAUUUCUGCAUUGUUCUCUUCACUAGAGGAGAUGAUCUUAAAAAACAAACAAUAGAACAAUAUGUGGAGAAAAAUGCUGAACUCAAGAAACUGAUCAGAGAUUGUGGAAACAGAUUCCUGACUUUUAACAACACAGAAACAAAAGAUCAGACACAAGUUACUCAGCUGUUCAAUAUGAUAGAAGAGAUGAAGAAAUCUAAUCAGGGACGAUAUUUCACUAAUGCAAUGUUUGAGGAGGCAGCGAUCUCCAUUGAACAGAGAAUGAAAAUGAUAGAAGAGAAUGAAAGAAAAAAUCAGGCUCAAGUUGAAGAAUUAGAAGCCAAAUUUGGUAUGGAAAUCAAAACCAUGAGAACGAGACUAGAGGAGAAAAAAGAAAGGACAGAUAAAGAAAGGGAGAGGGUGAUGAGCGAGUUCAGAGAACAAGAGGAAACACUCAGGAGAGAGUUUGAGGAGAAAGAAAAAUCAGAGCAGAAGAAACAAGAGACGGAGAAUCAGAAACGAUCAGAAGAGGAGAAACAGCAAAAAGCUGAAUAUGAUCAAAGAAUAGAGGAGAUGAAGAGAGAGAUUGAAGAUCAGUAUGAAAAACAGCAAAAAGAAAGAGAACAAGAAGAUAGAAAGAGAGAAGAAGAAUAUAAACAAGAUCAAGAAAAGAUGAAAAAUGAUCAUGAACACACCAUGACAGAGUUAAGAAGAGAACAGGAAGAGGAAAUAAAAAAGAGAGAUUCAGAGGAACAAAUGAGGAAGAAACAAGAAGAGAAAGAGAGAGAAGAAUGGAAGAGAAGAAUAAAAGAGGCUGAAAAUGACAAAGAGACUCAAGAUAACAUUAAACAACAACAGAGAGAUUGGGAGGAAGAGAAGAAACGACAGAUGAGAGAACGAGAGGAAGAGGAAAGAGAGAGAAAAGAGAGACAUGAGAAACAGCUGAGAGAAAUAAUUAAAGAACUGGAGAAAAUGAGAAUGAAAUAUGAAAGACAGAGAGAAGAAGAAAAACAGAUGAUAGAGGAGGAGAGAGAGAAACAGGACAGAGAAAGUGAACAGAAGCAGAGAGAAUAUAAAGAAAAGAUAAAUGAAAUGGCAAGACAUUAUGAGCAGCUGGAGCGAGAGAGAAAAGUGGAGUGGAAGAGAAGAAAACAAGAGGAUGAAGAGAGACGAGUGGAGAAGAGAAAGAGAUGGGAGAAAAUGAUGGAAAAUCUGAAACGAGAGCAAGAGGAGGAGAUCAAGAGAAGAGAAAAAGAGAGGAGAGAGAAAGAAUAGACAGAGAAGAAACAGAGUGUGAUGAAAUGAAACAGAAACAUGAAGAGGAAAUAGAGAAGAUGAAGAAGAAACAUGAAGAUGAAGCCAGAAAACAAAGAGAAGAAUUGAAUGAUUUCAAAAAGAGAAAAGAGCAGCAGGUUCAGGAUCUCAGUAAGAGACUUGAACAUCUAAAUGAAAUUAAACAUUUAAGAGAGGAGCAAGAAGAAAAAUGUAAUCUCAUGUGAAAUGUUUUUAAUUCUCUCUCUAACUGCUUUUCACGCACCCUUCCCCUUGUAUGAGUGAUUUCAUGUUUGUUUGUUUAGAUUAGUUAUGUGUUAGUGCUUCGUUAAUAAACUCUUGUGCACAAAUUACGAGUUUUGAUUCAGAUUCUGCCUUGUAAAUUAAUGUUUUAAUUUUUUAAUCUUUACGAUUCCGAUUCGAGCUACGUGCUCUAAUGCAGUGGUACUUUAAGAAAGUUAUUUUCUGUGGCCAAGAAAAUAUCAUUUCUUAGAGUUGAUAUAAAAAUUAUACUGAAUGUUCGCUGGGCGAACAGAUUAGUUGAUGGAAAAUUAAUUCUGCUACAGUUACUACUGGCAGCUGAUAUAAAUAAUUGUAAUUAACCCUUUGAGCGGUACGGUCCCACAUAUGGGAUUCUAUUUUCUGUGCCCCUGGGAGUACGGUCCCACAUAUGGGAUUUAGAACGUUCGGUGACGUCACGCAACUGCCAAAUUCAAACUGCGUUUUCGCGCGUUGU